Heterobasidion irregulare TC 32-1 is the source of this 2799-nucleotide messenger RNA. RefSeq lists its product as uncharacterized. The coding region runs from base 139 to 2799 and encodes 886 amino acids. The transcript has 5 exons. NCBI's taxonomy places the organism in Eukaryota, Fungi, Basidiomycota, Agaricomycetes, Russulales, Bondarzewiaceae. The record is from RefSeq and is a predicted model, not a curated record. Gene Ontology annotation, molecular function: metal ion binding.
AGUCGAACAUCGGCCAACACACUCUCUCAUAGACCUGGGCAGCGACAAAGAGUUUUGUAGCCUUGGACGGUCAGUUCAUGCUUCACGCAGCUCUCAACGAGAGCCAUCCUCUCAGCUCUAGUCACAACGACGUAAUACAUGUUGUCCUCACUGCUCUCGGUCCCUCCGCCUCUAUCAGACUCUGGUAGUAUAUCAGAUUCUGGUUCCACCUCUGGUCACGAUGUAUCGCCAUCCUUUCCUCGCUUUCCCCACACUCGUGCACAGUUGUCGGCGCUAGCACGCCAAUACAAGCCCGCGGACAGCUAUGACAGUGACGCUGAGGGCGACGAUCUGAAUCGUGUCAGUCCGACCUUAGUUUCCAGGGUCGUUAGUCUUCUUGAUCAUGAACAUGAGGAUGAGCUCAAAGGGCUGCUCAAGGAUACCUACAGCGGUUUAGAUGAUGAGGCUCUCGAACAGAAUGUCUUAGAUCUCAUGCAUAAACACAGGGACGACGUCGCUGGCGUGCCCUUUCUCUACCUCACCCCCAGCCGCCGUCCCAUCUCGCGCCCCUCUUCGCGCGCGUCCUCUCAUUCCACCCGAUUGAUUCCAAACCGCCCAGAUACUCCCAACUCAGCUCCCAGUUCUCCUCUUGCUUAUGUAUUUCGUAGACCACACACACCUAUCACUUCGCCUCUCGUUACGGGGCACGGGCAAUCGUCAUACAUGACCGCCCAUAGUGCCCACACUGACUCUCCUACGGCCUCUCCGACGCUCUCAUACGCCAUGCCUCAAGCAUACGUACAAUUCGCAAGUAGUCUGCCAUCAUCACCACUUUCAUCACCUCGACUGCUUAACGCCAAAGCCUCCGAGUUUAGACCCCAUCCUCGACCUCUGUCUGCGGCUUCGUCCAACCCAAGCACUCUAUCCGGACUGAGGGCUGAGACUCCCUCUCCUGACCUUUGGGCUCAUAACCCAUCUAGAGCGACGUCGAAUCUUGCCAUCGCUGCGCCGCUUGUCCCUGAUAGUACACUUCUCUCACGCUCAGGAACACCCACCUCUUCCCUUCGCGAGACUAUUCACCCCAGUGACAACGAUGACGACGACGACCCCUUCGACCCUUUCGCAACCAAGUCCGGGCUUAGGUCAUUCCAUCCCGUGUCUAAUGCCGACUUUGACCCGCAGUGGAGCAACUCACCGAGCUCAAACUCCUCUUGGUCCAUGGACAGAUUUCAUGCGCCCGAGCAGCUAUCCCCCCCAUCGUAUGGAUCUCAGCCUUCACAAGACAGCAAUCUAGGAGCAGACGGUGACGCAGCAGAUCUACUGACGGAUGGGAUGACGCCGUUCGAUGUACUGUCGUCGGUCUUUGGAGCCUCCCUCGCUCCCUCGGAGCUCGAGGACGCUCUUGCCAACAAUGGCUAUGACUUCGAAAGGGCUAUGGCAUGGCUUGUCGAUCGCACAGCAUCACCACAACAUCAUAGCUUGCCUAAAUAUCAAAACAUGGGUGGUCGAGUGUCGCUGGUAUCUCGUGAUGGAGCGGGUGCUGCAGGAUUCGUUCGUGGAGGAAGGGCCGGAAACCAAAUGAACGUGGGUAGUGCGAGGAACUCGCUUAGGUAUGUAAAUGGUAGGCCAAUCCCAACAGGCAACAGAGUUUGCAGAUAUUUCCUGGCGGGUGAAUGUUUAAGGGCUGACUGUCGUUUUAGUCACGACCUUGAACGCGCUCUCUGCCGCUUCUGGCUGCGCGGAACGUGUGCCAAGCAGGAGAGUUGUGAAUUUUUACACCACCUGCCAAAGGAUGUCGAUGUAUCUGGGUUGACCGCCUCGAUGGCGCGAGUCGAUAUGAACAACGAUGAAAAUAUCAGGAACGACAGUCCUCCCCCCGAUGAAUUUCCCGUCCUUGGUUUUGCCCAUCCUGAGGACGACAAAGCGCGGCGUGGAGGUUUCUACGGGCGCAGCGAUAGAAGUCAUCACGACCCUGGGCGGACUCGGUUUGCAACGGCUGUCAAGAAAGCCGCACCGACUUCACCAGCCAUGGCAUAUCAACCUAGAGAUCAAGCCACGCUCGCUGCACGGCGAGAGGCUAUGGGGAGCGCUGCGGAAUCACUGCAUCAUCGCACAGCUAUUGUCGCUCCAAAGCCUUCACCACGUCUGAAGCUGCGGCCGCCGACUCUCCUACCCACGCUACCGACCGGCGAGUCGGUCAAUCGUCUAUACAUGGCUUAUCGUGCGCGGGCGCUGCAACUGGGCGCAGCGCGCAAUGCCUGCUUAUCGCGCGCUGCUGAUGCAUGGAGGCGUGGUGAUGGCGCUGCAGCUAAGCGCUUCAGUCGGGAAGGCCAUGAUUUAAAUAACAAAAUGGCCACGGAGAUGACUGAGGCGGGGCGCACUUUAGUUCGGGAGCGUGCCGAGCUGGCCGAGCAAGCUGUUAGGGAAAGAGAUACAGGGUGGUCGGAUGAUCCUAGGGACAGGACAAGCCGGGGACAGACUUGUGGAGGAGGAUUCGGUGUAAUCUUAGGUGUCGCACGAACGGAUCUCGCCGGUGAUAAGGGCAAGCUGAGCCCUGAGGAGAGGACGGAGUGUGUAUUAGAUUUGCAUGGGUUGCAUUCAAACGAGGCGACCGAGGUAUUGGAGGACUUUUUAUUGGCUCUGGAACGAGAGCAUUUCUAUGGAUUAGGGGAAGAGAAACACACAGGCACGCAGGAUGCUGCACGUGGAGCGUCACGCGAACGUUUGGCCGCUGGAGUCCGCGAAUGGCUUCAUCGGUGGGGGUAUCCUUGGAGUGAGCGUGACGGCGCCAUCUGCGUGGAUGCCCUGACACACGUAUGA